This is a messenger RNA of Plectropomus leopardus (leopard coralgrouper), 796 nucleotides long. The record is from RefSeq and is a predicted model, not a curated record. NCBI's taxonomy places the organism in Eukaryota, Metazoa, Chordata, Actinopteri, Perciformes, Serranidae.
AUCACGCUUCCAACAUGGCGGUGAAUCUCACAGACCUCUCCCUGCCUCAAUUAGAGGGACUAAAAACCCAACUAGACCAGGAGAUUGAGUUCUUGACGUCUUCAAUUGGUCAGCUCAAAGUUGUCCAGACAAAAUAUGUUGAAGCGAAAGACAGUUUGAACGUCCUGAACGAAAACAACAAAGGAAAAGAAUUGCUUGUUCCACUUACGAGCUCCAUGUACGUCCCGGGAACAUUACAUGACGUGGAAAAUGUGUUAGUGGAUGUGGGGACAGGAUACUAUGUUGAAAAGAAAGUGGAAGACUCAAAGGCUUUCUUCAAACGCAAAAUAGAUUUCCUCACAAAGCAGAUAGAGAAAAUUCAGCCAGCCCUUCAGGAAAAACAUGCCAUGAAACAAGCUGUGAUUGAAGUAAUGAACGUGAAGAUCCAGCAGCUACAGCAGAGCCAGCAGGCGUCACAGAUGGUCGGGCCCACCAAGGCUUAAAGAGAACACCUGUUAGAUCUCCUCAUGUUAAACUCUUGAGGCUUUUUUUUUUUUUUUAAGUUUGUGUGCAAACAUCUCACAUCUGCUGUUGUAGGACAAGAAGUGCCCUCCACUAAUCUAAUGAAGCCAUGUUAAAUACUGAACAGCAAAGAUUUGUUUUUGUCCCGUUCUGCUUUAAGUGCACAAACCCUGUUGUCAGUAAAUUAGUCGGCUAUCGUCACAGUAAAGCAAUCAUGUUUACUUUGUCAAUUUUAGGUCAAUUCAAUUGGGCGUCUGAUUUGUUCACAUAAUUAAAGAGGUUCUUGUGCAUUCAA